This is a messenger RNA of Neurospora tetrasperma FGSC 2508, 3687 nucleotides long. RefSeq lists its product as uncharacterized. The transcript is spliced from 2 exons. The record is from RefSeq and is a predicted model, not a curated record. NCBI's taxonomy places the organism in Eukaryota, Fungi, Ascomycota, Sordariomycetes, Sordariales, Sordariaceae. The coding region runs from base 1 to 3687 and encodes 1228 amino acids.
AUGCCGGGACUCGGUGCAGGCCCGGCUGGCGACGACCACCAACAAGCCUCGGCAACCGGGGUCAACAAGCAAGAACAAAAGAAUACCGUAGCCGUGUCACGACCCGGCAGCGUCCAAGAGCCGCCGGAGCUCGACGACUUCGGCUUGCCCAUCCGGAAGUACCAUGCCCCUAUGAUUGUCACAACAACAACAACAACAACAACAACAACAACCACAACAACACCACAACCACACCCGAUCCCGAAAGCGACGACCUCAGUCAAGGAUGCGACGUCCACAGACGACGACGCCCAAGAUGUCGGGAAGACGACGGCGACAGAACGAAAUAUGACAUUAAGCAGCAACCACGAUGACCAGAAAUCCGAUAAGCCCGGUCCGGGCCGCGAGAACAGAAACAGCGAUGCGCAGGCGCCGCAACUCUCUUCAGGUGCUCGACACGAACAUUGUAAACAACAAGGCGAAUCCUCGACAGCCCUACCGGCCUCCCGGAAUCCGAGUAUAUCCAACACUCCGAAAGCUCUGGAGAUGCCGUCCGAGCCUCCGUCAAAAGAGGCCAAGUCACCAGGCACCCAAGAACAUACAGUCACGUCGGAGGCGAAGCCGGUAGCAGUGAAGGAGCCCCCCAAGUACCAAGAUAUGGCCAUAGCCGAAGUCAGGAAAGAUCAAGAGCUUUCUCCGGGCCAUAAGCGCGAAAAUAGCACUGUCGCCAUGGGAGGCGCCGGGGCUCUUGGCGUAGCCGGCACGUCUGGCUUUUCCCAUCAACAGCUAACACUGAGCCAGCCCUCGGAGGAGAAGAAGAAAGACGAGGAUGACGAAUGGCAGGAAAUGCCGGCAUAUGCGCCGUAUGACAUUUAUGAUGACGACAACAAGCUGAUCGCGCGGGAACACGACGAGUCAGAGGAAGAGAAGGUCCAGUACGCGGGACUAGGUGGCGCAGGCAAGGGAUAUACUAGGGUCCUCCUCGACGACGACGCCGAGUCCCAGACCAGCAUGGACGAGAACACCCAGUACCUCUUCAAAGACCCAGGAGGAGGCACAGGCGUGGCAGAGGAAGACGAUGUACAGCGUGAUGCCGUCAGUCAACUACAAGCCACCAAGGAGUUACUCACGGAGGGCCAAAGGAUUGCCUAUGUCGGCUUGACGAGGCUGGAACUGUCGGUCAUGGUGAGGGAGGUUGACAAUCUUCAGCAGGGGAGGAGCAAGCCACAGAAGGAAGUCACAUUCGCCGCCGAAAGCAUGAAGAUGUGGAGUCAGAAGAUGAUGAUGCGCUUGUACUCGCACAUGGACAUCAGCCCGGCCGAGCAGAUCAUGAUCGAGCAGCUUGCUGCGCAUGGCGUCAUGCCCCAAGACCUGACUCCGGUGCUAAUGGCAAACGCGAGGGUCAGGAACCCCAUGGCUGACGAAGCGAACAAAAGAGAUUCGACGUCGUCUGCUUCGAAAUCUUCACGUCCCAACUCGACACCCCCAUCCCCAGACUCGGAGUCACCUGCCGAACCUCCGCCGCCGUACUCAAUUGAUGACAAGUCAGAACUGGAUGAGUCGGUCAGGAUGCCCUCGCAGAUGCCGACCUCGCAAAAGAUCGACAUCGAUCUGAGGUGGACGGUACUCUGCGACUUGUUCCUCGUCCUCGUUGCGGAUUCUAUCUACGACGCCAGGUCAAGAACCCUACUCGAGAGAGUCGCCAAGGAUCUUGAGAUUCCCUGGGUUGACAUCUGCCGGUUUGAGAAGAAAGUGACAGAUGCCCUGGAAAUGCAGCAGGCCGUUGAGAAGGAGAAUUGGAACGAGGAAGAGCACAAAGAGAACCGGCGCAAGAUGGCCCUCAAGAAACGUUACAUCAUGAUGGGCCUAGCAACUGUUGGCGGCGGCUUGGUUAUCGGCUUGUCUGCCGGCCUGCUUGCUCCGGUGAUUGGUGCUGGCCUGGCUGCAGGCUUCACGACGAUUGGUGUUGGCGGUACAACCGGCUUUUUAGCUGGCGCCGGAGGUGCUGCCAUUAUCACAUCCUCGGCCGCGGCAUCUGGUAGCAUCAUUGGCGUCCGUGCGGCCAACAGGCGAACGGGCGCCGUAAAGACAUUCGAGUAUAGACCGCUACACAACAAUAAGAGGGCCCUCACGCAAGGUCUUCAACAGCUUCUAGGCAGUACCAUCCUGAUGAGCUUAAUGUCUGCUAUCCAGCUACCGGUCGUGCUUACCAAGCUCUCAUAUCUCAUCGACAACCCCUGGGCUGUCUCUCUCGACCGUGCCACUGCAGCUGGCCUCAUUCUCGCAGAUUCGCUUAUUGACCGUAACCUGGGAACCCGCCCCGUCACCCUUGUGGGAUAUUCCCUGGGUAGUCGCGUGAUCUAUUCCUGCCUCCAGGAACUCGCCAGGAAGGGCGCUUUUGGCCUCGUCCAGAACGUCUAUCUGUUUGGCAGUCCCAUCGUUGUGAAGACGGAUGAAUAUCUCCGCGCGUGCGCCGUGGUUUCUGGACGCUUCGUCAACGGAUACAACCGCAAUGACUGGAUCUUGGGAUACCUUUUCCGCUUGACCAACGGCGGUAUCAGGCGCAUUGGGGGUCUUGCCCCCAUCGAGGGGAUUGCCGGGAUAGAAAACUUUGACGUUACCGAGUUCGUGGUGGGUCACAUGGAUUACCGUACGGCGAUGCCACGGCUCCUUCGUGAAUGCGGUUGGAUGGUCGAGAACGACGAGUUUGACGAAAUCGAGGAGCCAGAUCCAGAGAAUCAUCAGGAAAGACAACGCGAACUCAUUAAUGAAAUCGAGGAGGUAAGAAAGGAGCUCGAAAGAGAGGGGAGGGAAAGGUCGGGGAGCAAGAGCGGUGGUGCAUUCAGCUUCUUCAAGAAGAAGAAGCCAAAGAGGCAGGAAUGGGAAGUUUACGAAGACUCGGCCAAAGCGGGUGGCGGCGCCUCCGGGAGCGGUGGAAAGACGGAGGACAAGGACGGUAAUAACCAUGGCGUACUCUUCGAUGUCGACGCCAUCCGCGCCGAGCUGGCCAAGGAAGCCAAGGAACAACAAAAGAAGAGGGCUGUCUCACAGAACGGCAGCGGGGGUAUUAAUGAGGAUGCCCUUCAGGUCAAAGAAAUCAAGAGUACGCUGCCGCCCAUGCAGCUGAAGGUGCCGCCUCCUCUCGGCCCGCCGGCGCCUGUAAUAAAAGGCUCGCGAGACCACCUGAGAGAGACUAGGAGCGCCAGCCUCGGAGCAGUUCCUCCCUAUCGCGGAUUCUCGAGCGUCGAGUACAACAACAGGCACCAGUCCACCGUUUCGUUAUCGAACGAUCGCAAAGAGGAGAACGUCUGGAACUCACCACCACUGCCACCAUCAACAACAAGCUCCUCUCGUCGAUACGAUUACAGUGCCGUCCAUGCAAAGAGUGGGUUUGGGGCAGAUGAAUAUGGCUACAAUGGUGGUGGUCGCCAGCACGACGAUGACGGCGAGAUUCAAAUGACGUUUGACACGGCGUUUGAAGCGUCUCCUCCUCCUCCUCCUCUUUCUAAGCCAAGUACUUCUUCAUACGGAAAGUUAAGCUCAUCGAGCUAUGGGAAUUCUUCCGCUUCCGCCUCAACCCCGGCGAGACCGGAGAUCAAGUCGGUGCAGACGGUACCGGUUCUUCCGGCAGCUAAUAACCCGUGGGCUGACUUUGAUGAUGACGACGACUUUGGAAAGGAGAAGGAGAUCUCGAUGACGUUCGCUUAG